This is a messenger RNA of Antechinus flavipes (yellow-footed antechinus), 2362 nucleotides long. It is a transcript of the gene AQP10, whose product is annotated as aquaporin 10. NCBI's taxonomy places the organism in Eukaryota, Metazoa, Chordata, Mammalia, Dasyuromorphia, Dasyuridae. Gene Ontology annotation, molecular function: water channel activity; glycerol channel activity; urea transmembrane transporter activity. The record is from RefSeq and is a predicted model, not a curated record. Gene Ontology annotation, biological process: glycerol transmembrane transport; water transport. Gene Ontology annotation, cellular component: plasma membrane; basolateral plasma membrane. The transcript is spliced from 6 exons. The coding region runs from base 942 to 1829 and encodes 295 amino acids.
CUCCAUUUUUGCUGGGGGUCUCAGGAUAUAACAAUGAAUUCCAUUUAUAUGGGAAGCUAACUGGUACAGGGGAGAAAAGACUGGGUCUGAAGUCAGGAAGACUUAAAUUCAAAUCCAGUCUCAAACACUUACUAACUGGAUGAUCUUGGGCAAAUCACUUCACCCUGUUUUCCUCAGUUUACUAAUCUGUAAAAUGAGAUGGAAAAAGAAAUGGCAAGCCACUCUAGUAUCUCUGUCAAGAUAACACAAAUGGGCUCUUGAAAAGUUGGACGUGAUUGAAAUAAAUGAACUAACAGAUUUUAUUUGCAGGUUCUUGAAAUACUUUGCCCACAAAAAAUCCAUGAGAUAAACUGAACAAGUAUUCUUAUCUCCAUUUUACAAAUAAGGGAACAAGGGGCAGCUAGGUGGCUCAGUGGAUAAAGCCCCAGCCCUAAAAUCAGGAUGACCUCAGUUCAAAUCUGGUCUUAGACACUUAACGUGUCCUGUUUGUGUGACCCUGAGCAAGUCACUUAACCCCAACUGCCUCAGGGGGGGGGAAACCCAACCAAAUAAGAGAACUAAUUUGAGAAAGAUUAAUAGACUUGUCAAAAGCAAGUGGGAAUGCUGAGACUUAAACCCAGAUCUGGUGUCACCAAGUACUGGCUCCACUAUCAGAUGCUGUUGCCCCAGAGUAACCCUCCUAUAACAGGUGAGAUCUGAGAAUUUGCUGAGAAGAAAGCCUAGUGUAAUCUAGGCUCGUAGUCCAUGCAGGGACAAAGAAAUCUUUCCUUAUCCCCGCCCACUAUCAGGAACAACAUUGCACAGAAAUUAAUUGGUCUUAAAGUCUCUUUAUUAUCUUUUGACUAUUUGUGUUGCUUUGGAGCCUCAGCUAAGCAAAUAGAUUAAGUGAUCGGUGGCCACAGGGAGAUUUUCCCCUGAAACUUCCACUGACAUCUUUCACCAUGACUCAAUUCACAUUUCUGGCCCAGGUUAGGGCCCGGAUCCGAAUUCGUAAUCUUCUAGUGCGACAAUGCUUGGCUGAAUUUUUGGGUGUCUUUGUACUUAUGUUCAUCACACAGGGGGCAGUGGCUCAGGCUGUUACCAGUGAGGAAUCCAAAGGCAACUUCUUCACCAUGUUCUUGGCAGGCGCCUUGGCUGUAACGAUUGCCAUCUAUGUGGGAGGCAAUGUCUCAGGAGCCCAUCUGAAUCCUGCUUUCUCCUUGUCCAUGUGCCUAAUGGGUCGCCUACCUUGGACCAAAUUUCCCAUAUACAUUCUGGUACAGCUAAUUUCUGCCUUCUUUGCCUCGGGAGCAACCUAUGUCCUCUACUAUGAUGCUCUGCAGAACUAUACUGGUGGAAACCUGACAGUAACUGGCCCCAAGGAGACAGCCUCCAUCUUUGCCACCUAUCCAGCCCCUUAUCUGUCCCUGGAAAAUGGCUUCCUGGACCAGCUUCUAGGUACUGCUAUGCUGAUGGUGGGCAUCUUUGCCAUUAUAGACACCAAGAACAAGGGAGUGCCUGCAGGACUGGAGCCAGUGGCAAUUGGUCUGCUGAUUCUGGCCAUUGGCCUCUCCAUGGGUGCCAACUGCGGUUACCCACUGAACCCUGCUCGGGACCUCGGACCUCGGCUCUUCACCUAUGUGGCUGGCUGGGGACCUGAGGUCUUUAGUGCUGGCAAUGGUUGGUGGUGGGUGCCUGUGGUGGCUCCCAUGGUAGGUGCUGUGGUGGGCACUGCCACAUACCAGUUGCUGAUAGGUUUGCAUCAUCCUGAAGAUUUGGAGCCUGCCCAGGAGAAAGAUUCUGAAUUGAAGUUCAUGUCUCAUCUCACCUGCUCAGAGAAGAAUUCAUGAUAACUUUUCUUCUUCCAACGUUACUACAGACAUUUAAACAACAACAAAUCCCCCCAAAACAAAAACCAACAAGGAAAACUAUAUUGGAUGGUAUUUACAACAAAUACUUCUAUAUCCAAACACCAACAGCAACUAAAACUAACUUGAUAAUUUCUUCUACUAUUUUCAAUUUUACAAAUUAGAUUUGGUUAAAUUGGACUGCCUUACUUGAACAUGUAUUACUCUAUCUCCCAUCUCAAUCUUUGCAUUUGCUGUUCCCUAUACCUAAAAUACAUUCCUUCGUCAUCUCCACAACUUGGAAUCCUUGAGUUCAUUCAAAAUUCAGCUCAAGUGCCUUAAAGUCUCUGAAUCAUCUCUACUCUCAAACUUCUCUCUCCAAACUACCUUUUAUGUAUUUAAAAUAUUUUUUGUAUAUACUUAUACAUGUGCAAAUUAUCUUUCCUGAUAGAAUGUAAGCUCUUUGAGAGUAGGGUCUGUUAGUAGAGUGUCUAGCACACAAAAGACACUUAAUAAAUGUUUGUUGAUUGACUGGA